AUGAAUACCAUUGAACAAAACCUCCGCCUCGCAGAAAGUGUUUCCCUAUCGCCCGCGCCGAAUGAUGCGGGGGUAUUUCUGCGAUUCGCGGCGGAAAAAGCCGCUUCCCGCCACGUUUUCCCUGUCGGCGAACUGAUGGGAAUUGUUCGCUAUACCGCCCUGCGCCGUUAUGAGCCGUUCUGGAUGAAGGCUGUUUCGGGAACGCGAGGCGGCGACGUUCCGAUGGAAACGCAGUUCCUGCUCGCGGAAACCGAAAGCGGCGGAUGCCUCCUGCUCGUUCCCCUGAUUGACGGCGUGUUCCGCGCCUGCUUGCAGGGAACCGGGGAAAACACGCUGGAAAUCGUGGCGGAAACCGGCGACCCGGCGACGGUGGGAACGGAACUUGUAGGACUAUAUGCCGCGUCAGGCGCAGACCCGUAUGCGCUGAUGGCGCAGGCCGCGCCGAUUGUUCUGACGCAAAUGCAAACCGGGCGACUCCGAACGGAAAAAGCGUUGCCUGCCUUUGCUGACAAGUUCGGCUGGUGUACCUGGGACGCUUUUUAUCAGGAUGUCACGGGGGAGAACGUCCGCGAAGGGCUGGAAAGUUUUCGCGUGGGCGGCGUAGAACCGAAACUUCUGAUUUUAGAUGAUGGCUGGCAGCUUCUUAUGGCGACCGAAGAACCGGUUUCACCUUCCCGCGAAGAACAAAUUCAGCGCUUGCUUGGCGCGUACGAAACGCAUCUGCGAAAAACAUUGCCGACUACGCCGCAAACGCUGGAACAAAUCGAGCGAACCGCCCAGGAUAUCGGCGAGGAAGUCAAGCAGGAGAUACAAAAAGAAGUCGCCGACGCGCAAGGGGUGGGGUCUAGCAGCAAGCAGACCGUUUGCGCCUGCGGAAAGAAAGCCCGCUGCAUCGGCCUGUACGGGCGGCAGAUCGUCACCCGGCAUGGCGUUCUGUCGCUUAGGCGGGCGUACUAUCACUGCCGCGCCUGCGGCAAGGGGUUUUGCCCCCUCGACCGGCAGUUGCAGAUGGGGAGCGGGCAAUGCAGCGUCACCGUUGCCGCCCUGCUGGCCCGCUUCGCGGCGUAUUUGCCUUUUGAGACGGCGGCCCGCGAACUGGAACUCGUCUGCGGCAUCCGCCUGUCCGCCGCGACCCUAAGACGGCAGGCCGAAGCGGUCGGAGAACAUCUUGCCCGUGAGUGGCAGCAAAAGGAAGCGCGGUUGUGGGCGCAGCCCGAACGCGAAGCGUCCGCCCGCCCGCGUCAGUUGCAUCUGACGUGCGACGGGGUAAUGGUUCACGUCGGCGGGACAUGGCGGGAAGCGAAAAUUGGGUGCGCGUAUGAACGAGCGGAAGACAAAGCGGGCGUGAAGAACGCGACGUAUUACGCGACGCUCUUGCCUUCACAGCCUUUUGGCAAGCGGUUGCGAACGCUGGGGCAUGAAGCGGGAGCGGAGAACUGCGGCAAGGUGGGGUUUGUGGCGGACGGAGCGGAGUGGAUUUGGCAGGAGGCGGGCAAGUAUUACCCGCAGCGGGCGCAGAUACUGGACUUCUACCACGCCUGCCAGCAUUUAGGGAACGUGGCCUCGGCGUGGCAUGGAGAAGGAAGCCAGCAAAGCGCGGAGUGGCUUGAGACGCAGAAGGAAGACUUGCUUGCCAACCGCGCCGAGCGGGUACUCAAAACGAUAGAAGACUGGCAGCCGACGACGCAGUCUCAGGCAGAAGUGCAGCGCAAAGAAGGCGCCUAUCUGCGGACGCAUCUGCGGCGGAUGCGCUAUGAGACCUUUGCCCAAUCGGGCUACCAUAUCGGCAGCGGAGUGGCGGAAGCGAGUUGCGCGUUUCAAGCAAGCGGGGAUGCGUUGGAGCGAAAGCGGCGCCGAAGCGAUGUUGCAUCUGCGAACCGCGUGGUGCAACACCCAGCAGGCCGACUUAAUGCAGGCGGCGCGGGGCGCAAUGGGAUUUGCAUAAUCUUGAAGCGCACCCCUAAUCAAGCGGGGGGGGGGGGGGGGGGUGGGGGGGGGGGGGGGGGGGGGGUUUGGGGGGGGGGGGUUAUCACGGAGGGGGGGGGGUUCCCGCCAACGCGGUUUAAUGGGAAUCUGAUUAAUUUUUUGUGGUGGGCCAGCGAAAUGCUGUACGGGGCGCUGAACUCGAACCUGACUCGCACAUCCACCGACUUCUGGCCUGAUCGCCCGGAGUCGCAUGGCGAACAUCUGUACGUCAACGCGCAGGUCUCGGCGUGGUUCGGCGCAUUUAUUCAUCCCGACUGGGAUAUGUUCCAGUCCGCGCAUCCUGUGGGCGCGUACCAUGCGGCGGGCCGCGCUGUGGGCGGCUGUCCUAUCUAUGUUUCCGAUAAACCGGGCAAGCACGAUUUUGAUCUGUUGCGAAAACUUGUCCUGCCCGAUGGCGGCGUUCUGCGCUGUGAAGGGCCCGGCCGACCAACUCGCGACUGCCUGUUUUGCGAUCCAACGCAGGAACCCGUUCUGCUUAAAAUCUUCAAUCAUAAUCUCUGCAAUGGGGUUCUGGGCGUGUUCAAUGCGCGGUAUGGCGGGAAGGAAACGCCAGGCGAACCGAUUACGGGCGCGGUUCGCCCAGCCGACGUGGAAGGGUUGCAGGGUCUGGAAUUCGUAGUUUACGCGCAUCAUGCGAACGAACUGCGAACACUGGCGCGAAAUGAAGCGUGGGAUAUUACGCUGCCGGAAUUAAACGCGGAAAUUUUCACAGUGGUUCCGCUUGUCGGCGGCGUGGCCCCAAUUGGAUUGUCGGAUAAAUUUAACAGCGGCGGAGCGAUUGUCCGCGCCGGGUUCGAUCUGGAUGCGCCGGAACGCUAUACGCUGACGGUGCGAGGCGGCGGAAACCUGCUGCUCUGGUGCGAAACGCGGCCUGUUUCGGUCGCCGUUGACCGCGACUGGGCGGCCUUUCAUUACGAGGAAACCACGCGCCGUCUGGAAAUUUCGCUCCCGGAAGCCAGAGAAUUCAGCGUGAUCCUGCGAUUCUGA
Molecule: messenger RNA, 2973 nt
Organism: Bacidia gigantensis
Lineage: Eukaryota; Fungi; Ascomycota; Lecanoromycetes; Lecanorales; Ramalinaceae
Exons: 3
Coding region: 1-2973 (990 amino acids)
Source: RefSeq, a predicted model, not a curated record